CUCUUUGUCCGGAACUCAGCUGCGUGCUCGCGCAGUCCUGACUCUGUGCUGAGAUCUCGCCGCGCGCACAAGCAACUCCUCGAUUCCCACUCUGCGUCCAGACUGCACACCAGCGCGAGAGGGGGAAAACUUUCCUAAAACUUUUUAUCUCAUUUUUCUCGCUUCUUCUUGUACAGAGCAAGCUGCUUUGCGGAUCCUUUCAAUUGAAGAAACUGGUUAAGAAGUACCUUGCCUUUACAACACUGAACAUGUGUGCGCGUGCAUAGCGCUGGACAUAGGGCAGAUUUGCUUUUGUUUUUCUUAAGAAAAAAAGUCGCAAAGAAGAGCGCAAAGUACUGACUACUUCACUGUUUGUUGUUACUUUUGUUCGUUUUUUAUUCGUUACACAUUGCAGGAUUGUUUCGCUCGUUGUUAUUUUUAGAGGCCCGGUUUUUAUUGCUCAAGAAAAUCCAGUUCGCGAGAUCCGAGCGGCUAAAAGAAGUUAAACACUGAGGGACGCCGCAUCCUCAUGAGGAAAUCAGAAGAGUGAAUCGAAAAGAUUUCGUGACUGAACUUUUUGUUUUCUAUUACUUUUUGGUGUUGCGGCUCCAUUGCUCAAGCAGUCAGCGAUGAAGAUGUUCGUUGUUUUUACUGUAUGUAUGUCGGUUGUGGUUUUGGCAUCGGCUCAGGCUGAUCAGAAGUUAAAGAACUGCAAUGAAGUCAGAACUGCCUACAGUUCGAAAGGUUUCAACGUCAACGAUGUUCCCAACAAAGGAGUGCAUGGGGACCAUCUGAAAGUGUGUCCUCAAGGUUUCUCCUGCUGUACUCUGGAGAUGGAGGAGAAGUUGAGUCAGCAGAGCCGCACAGACCUGAAAGCACCCGUUCAUCAGCUCAGCUCCAAUCUACAAAACACCUUCACCCAGAGACACCGUCACUUUGACCAGUUCUUCAGAGAGUUGUUGAACAAUGCAGAGAAGUCUCUCAAUGACAUGUUCGUGCGGACCUACGGCUUGAUGUACGUGAAGAACGCCGAGCUCUUUGAGCAAUUCUUCCGCGACCUACGCCGCUACUACAGCCACGGGAGCAGCGCUGUCAACCUGGACGACAUGCUAGCGGAGUUCUGGACGGAGCUUCUGGAGCGCAUGUUCCGACUGGUCAAUGUGCAGUAUGAGUUCGGCGACUCGUACAUGGAGUGCGUCAGCAGGCAUAUGGAGCAGCUCAAACCCUUCGGUGACGUUCCACGCAAGCUCCGCCUGCAGUUGACCCGUUCUUUCAUCGCAGUCCGCACGUUCACCCGCGGCCUGGCGCUCAUGCCCGAGGUGGUGGGCAAAGUCUCCACGGUAAGCGCCUCUCCGAGCUGCGUCCGUGCAGCUAUGAAGAUGUAUUACUGUCCGUACUGUACCGGCCAGGUGGCGCUGAAGCCCUGCAAGAACUACUGUCUCAACGUUAUGCGAGGCUGCCUGGCUAAUCAGGCCGAUCUGGACACAGAGUGGAAUAACUUCCUGGAUGCCAUGUUGGGUCUCGCUGAGAGGCUAGAGGGACCCUUUAACUUUGAGUCUGUCAUGGACCCCAUAGAUGUGAAGAUUUCAGAUGCCAUCAUGAACAUGCAGGAGAACAGCAUACAGGUCUCACAGAAGGUGUUUCAGGGUUGUGGGCAGCCCAAACCCAACAUGGCUUUACGCACCCGACGCUCUCCUAAAGACUCAGGGUUCCCUGGGCGUUUCCGACCCUACAGCCCUGAUGCCAGACCCACCACUGCCGCUGGCACCAGCCUGGACCGACUGUUGACGGAUGUCAAGAAGAAACUGAAGCAUGCCAAGAAGUUCUGGUCCACCCUGCCGGACACGGUGUGUGUUGGAGACCGGAUUGCCAAUGGUGAUGAAUGCUGGAAUGGUACAGCCAAAAGCAGGUACGAAUCUGUCGUCAUGGGCAAUGGCUUAGCCAAUCAGGUGUCUAAUCCUGAUGUGGAAGUUGACAUCACCAAACCAGACAUGGUGAUUCGGCGGCAAAUAGCAGUGCUGAAGGAAAUGACCAGCUGGCUUAAGGCUGCUUACACUGGCACUGACAUCUCAUUUGUCAAUGAGGAUGCCGGCAGCGGAGAGGAAAGCGGAAGUGGCUGCGACUCGCCCUCUUGCGACAGUGACGGCGACAUCUACUUCUCCACCCCGGCGCCCGUUAAACCUCGCAUCCUCAGUGUUCAUCCCUCCAGCGGUACACGGUUGACACCUUGCAGCCUGGCACUGGUGGUGGCAGCGCUCCUGCUCGCCCUGUUCACCCUUCACACGAGAUAAGACCGGCCUAGAGAGGAAGAGGAUGUGUGUUUGUACGAAUUUGAACAAGAGAGCAGAAAACUGCCAUAGGACAUUAAAGACACUGCUUUCAGGAUCUCCGUCUGCCUGCCAUCAGGGGAAGACACUCAAGUUAUUAAUAUUCAAAUAACUUCCCUUCAGUGUAUUUUUUGUGUUUAUAAGAACAGACUUCAUUUAUGUACAGCUAUAUUUCCACUCAGCUGGGUUUUAUUCCUCUAUGUCUGUAGAGUCCAGAAUUGGCAACUCCUCAUAGUGAUAUUUUCGGUUAUGGUUUAAAUAAGUGCCGGUGUUUGUUUGAAAGUAGGUCAGACUGAGUGUGUGUUUGGCUGGAUGGUGUGUGAUUGGCUGUAUAUAUCAUCCAAGUGCUUUUUCUAAAGGUAAACAAUUAAUCAACCCAUAUAACACAUGUAUGAUUUAAGCAAAUCUGUAUGAAGUACUCGUUAGACUGACUUUUAAUCCAUUUUGAGUGUGUGUGUGUGUGUUGGUGUGCAUGGAGGCUUCGGUUAGCUGCAGAUCAUAUAUGUUCCUUGGAUGUUAUUGAGGUUGAUGAUAACUUCAUGAUGCCUUAAAUGGUUCAUAAAUGGGCCCUUUGUUAGGGCUGUGAUCGACAAUAACUUAUACAAUGCUGCCUUAUGAAUGAAAUCAAAACUAUACAGGAUCCCAGACAUGAAACGGUUAUUCUGAAAAAAAUGUUUUGCUUCCAAACAACUUUCACAGCCCCCAUAUCAUCAUCCCAGAUUCUUUCAGCUGUAUAAUAUACAACUUGAGAAUAUAGUCUUCAGUAAUAACUUAAUAGUGCGUAACGAAGAAGGAGCCUUGGUUAGGUAAGGUCUGUAUGAAAGUUGAUUCAUUGAUGAAUAGGCCUUGAUGGUUCCCUCAAAGAUGACAUGCAGAGACAUGUUUCCUACAGACUGUGUGGCCUGAGGAAAGUUAUUUUUUACUGAAUGUUUAGUUAUGAACUUACAGGAAGACCAGCUGGACAUGAGCGUGUGCUGAAGAUGGCUCAAGACUGAGCUGUCUGGAUGAAUUCUACACAGGGUUUUAUGUGGAGGUGUUUAUCUGGCUGGAAAUGUAUUGUAAGGUAUAAAACUGUAAGAUAGGUACUGCAAGAUUUCUACACAGUGACAGCCGGUGCUAAUUUGAGAGGUUGGGUGGCCUCUCUUGUUUUUUUAUUUUUCUGUUUGUUUCACAAAAUGUCCAUCUUUUUCCCAUUCCCGAUUGAUAUCCAUAGAAGUCGGUACGGUAUUUUUAAACCAUUCCUCAUAUAGAGCAAUAGACUGUGUGUAUGUGUGGUACGAGCCAAUACCAGUUCACGUUUUUUUUUUGUUGUUGUUCCCAUUCGAAUGUCUUGACAACUGCUUGUUCGUUAGUUUAAAAAAAAAAAGAAAAAAAAAAGGUUUUUUUGUCUCUCAGAAAAAACAAAACAAUCUCCCCUUGCUCUUGUACAGUAAGUUAUUUAACCACAUGUCUCUUUGAAAGGCAUUCGCAAGCAUCGCUUUUCUAGGUAUCUUAAUUUCAGUAUUCAAAAUAUUUAUGUCUGUAGAUGAAUGCAUUUUAAUGGUUUCACACUUUGAUGGUUUUAUAUUGGCUUCAAAUUUCAUAAUGCAUAAUAUUUAAAUUUUGUAAACCAAGCCACCGUAAGCAUUUGUUUUGUCGUUACAGUUUUAUGUAAGGGGAUUGUGAAAAUCAUACAAGCUGAUGCAAGGACAGGGCUGGUCAUCGGUCCUUGAUCGUUCCUGAUGUCACAUGCACUUUUAAUUGGCAUUCAGAUACCUCACAGCAAGAGAGUUUUAAAUGAUGCUUUUAAUCAUAUCUGCAGCAUGCGUAUUUGAUUUUCAACUUAUGUUUGUUUUUAUUCAUUCAUUUGGAGAUUCUUUCAGUAUGUAUGGAUGAAUGGCCAGUCCUCAGACAUGCAAAGAAUCUUGUCAGGGUUUCAGGAGCCUGAAAUGAGUAAAUAUCUCUACAGCAGUAAUGCGCCGCACCUCAGAUUGGAUAUGUGUUUUUUUCUAAGCUGAUGUGCUGCCACGAAUAGGAAGCAAUAUGUGCUUUCUAUCCUACCUUAUGACCCAAAGCUUCCCACUGUCACAUGUUAAGAUAGCUCUGAUGUAAAGGCCAGGAAAGGAAGUGUCUUGUGCUUAGUAUGUCGAGCUACUCCGAGUCAGUGUGAAGAUGACAUGGACUCUUGAAUGAACCUCUGCAAUGUCAUCUUUAGUUUGAAUGCUGAACUUCAGGUGGACAGAUUGCAGGACCCGCAGCCCUGUAUAUCAAUGGAGUCAUCUGUGAUGAGGAGUGAGAGAGACUAAAGAAAGAAAAGGAAAAAAAUGUAAAUAAUGAGCAGUCGUUUUAGUGGUCUCUGAGAGAUGUUCAUCAGAUUUUACCCAUUCAGAGUAUGUGCUUAAUAUGGGCAAAACAAAGAGAUAGAUGCUAAAAAUGUAAGAGAAAAGUUAUAUUAAACAUUUCUUAGUCUUGUUGAAAUAAAGACUGCAGAUAUUUAAA
Messenger RNA from Ctenopharyngodon idella (grass carp), 4784 nucleotides. RefSeq names its product glypican 4 (gene gpc4). Lineage: Eukaryota; Metazoa; Chordata; Actinopteri; Cypriniformes; Xenocyprididae. Gene Ontology annotation, molecular function: protein binding. Gene Ontology annotation, cellular component: cell surface; extracellular region; plasma membrane. Gene Ontology annotation, biological process: cell migration; regulation of signal transduction; regulation of protein localization to membrane. The transcript is spliced from 9 exons. The record is from RefSeq and is a predicted model, not a curated record. The coding region runs from base 609 to 2270 and encodes 553 amino acids.